This is a messenger RNA of Anoplophora glabripennis (Asian longhorned beetle), 3060 nucleotides long. RefSeq names its product F-BAR domain only protein 2. NCBI's taxonomy places the organism in Eukaryota, Metazoa, Arthropoda, Insecta, Coleoptera, Cerambycidae. The record is from RefSeq and is a predicted model, not a curated record. The transcript is spliced from 14 exons. Gene Ontology annotation, cellular component: cytoplasm; clathrin-coated pit; clathrin-coated vesicle. Bases 118 to 2946 code for a protein of 942 amino acids. Gene Ontology annotation, biological process: clathrin coat assembly; clathrin-dependent endocytosis.
GUUAAGUAUUCUCAUCAGACGUCGAGUUUAAUUGUUUACGAUUUAACAGUUCAACUGAGCUUGCCCUUUUUAAAAGCCUUAUUAUUUAUUACAAAUUGGCAUGAUUACAUAGACACGAUGACGGUUGAUUUCAAUGAUUAUUUUUGGGGGGAGAAAAACAAUGGAUUUGAUGUGCUAUAUCACAAUAUGAAGUAUGGACUUGUGGCAAGUAAAGAAUUUGCUGAUUUUCUCAGGGAAAGAUCGAAUAUCGAAGAGAAUAAUUCUAAGUUAUUAAGUAAGUUAGCAAAGCAAGCUGGUAGUUGUUGCGUCCAUGGUACUUUUGCACCGCUAUGGCAAGUUUUGAAAACAUCAGCAGAACGUUUGUCCAUUCUGCAUAUGCAAAUGGUACAAAAAGUUUCCGAUUUGGUAAAGGAAGUUAGCAAAUAUGCAGAGGAACUUCAUAAGAAACAUAAGUUGGUUAAGGAGGAAGAAUCUGGUACCCUAGAAGCAGUCCAAGCGAUGCAAACAGUUACUUUAAAUGUGCAAAAAGCAAAAGAUACCUACAGUCAACGUGGACUUGAACUUGAACGAUUGCGUAAGGAGAGUACGUCGGCCAAGGAAAUAGAAAAAGCUGAGCAGAAACUGAAAAAAGCCCAAGAAGAUUACAAGAACUUUGUCGAUAAAUACAGUAGCGUUAAAGAGGACUUUGAGAAGAAAAUGUCAGUGACAUGUAAGAACUUCCAAGAACUGGAAGUGAAUCAUUUGCUUCACAUGAAGGAAUUCUUAAAUAAUUAUGCAGAGGUCGUGGAAUGGACUCACGAGCAGAUGGGGAAGGUGCAUAAAGAGUUUCGACAGCAGUGUGUUGAGCUCACUGUCGAUCAGCUCCUAGAACAAUUUGUACGGAGCAAGUCUACAGGACUUGAACGCCCAGGUGCAUUAGAUCUGGAGGACCCGCUGACAUCUCCCACCCAGGAACUAGAACCGAAGCCAGCAAAGCGCGAAGGUAAUGGUCAUAGUGAGCAGACAGUGCCAACACAUGCCAAAACAUCCCGUCGAACCACCUCUCUCCUAAAUUUGUUCAUGUCUAACUCUCAGGGCACACGCGAGAGUCGGGCAGGUCCUUGCAGCGCACCUUCAAGCCCCACUAGUCCUGAGGGCGAGCAACAGCUGACACGCCAAUCGCACAGAGGAUCUAAGUGGUUCCUAAGGAGCAGAAGGGAUAAAGCUAAGCAGAAGAAGUCCAAGAAAAAAGCUAAGGAUAGCGUUGACAACCAAAGCAACAAGGAAGAAAAGUCUGACUUGGAGGAAAAGGACGAUUCUCAGAAAAGCCAAAGGACUGGUGAACCGACAGAUCCCACAGCCCAGGAAGUAGACGAGGACGGUUAUGUUAUAAGACCGAAUGUAUCUCACAAUUGGAAUAGUGAAAAAGGAAGUUUCUAUUCAUCAUCAGACUCUGAUUCAGAUGAUGAUAGGGAGCGCAAAAUACAUGUCGAAAUAAAGCCACUAAAUAAUGGUUCGGCGCCAAUGUCAGCCUCAGUCGAUGAACUCCGAGCCACAGUAGAAAACAUGUCAUUGUCUCCAACCGGCGGCUUUGGGAGACGUGGAUCAAACUUGGACUCGGACUUGUCAAUGAAACGCUCUCAGUCUGUGUCACAGCAGCUUGGAAAACCAAGUAGUGAUUUGUUAGGCCUAAGCUUUUUACAAAGCCCUACUGCUUCGAAUGCAUCGACGCCUACUAGUUCACACCCCUAUGCCCCACUACAGAGCCCAUCACAGCUAGCUUUGAAUUCCCCUACUCUAUCCGUGUCUUCAAAAUAUACAGAAUUAGGUGAAAUAUUCUCCGAGGACGGCGAACUUCAGCAGCCUCCAGCGAAACAGCCUCAUCGUCAGUCUCAAACAACUUCUGGCUAUAUGUCUAUCCCUAGACCUCCAUCACGUCGUUCUGAUCCAUCAAGAAAUUUGAUGGCUCAAAGUAGCAUUUCGCGUGCAGAUAGUAUCAGUAGUUUGGAGUUCCGCACUGCUUGUGUUCCAAUGGGCGUCUCCAGGGGCCCCUCGCCUUUAACCAUCGGGAUGGCAGACACCAUUCCUUUAGCUGUCGCUUUCCACGAGAUUGUUCAUUCAUAUUUUCGAGGAGCGGAUGAAACCAGGUGUCAGGUGAAGAUGUCGGGGGAGAUGAUGUUAUCUUUUCCAGCAGGAAUAGUAACAAUUCUUGCGAAUAAUCCAAACCCUGCGAAACUAGUGUUUAACGUAAAGAAUACUCAAAGAUUGACCAGUAUAUUACCAAACAAGCAGUUAGUUGCGAUUGACAAUGGGCAAUCAUCACCCGAUUUUAUAGGAGUGGAAUUCAAUAUGUCCGCUCUUAGCUCUUUAUUGAAAAGACAGUCCGAACAGAAUCCCAGUGCUUCUUAUUUUAAUGUUGACAUAUUGAAGUAUCAAAUUAAACCAAAGCCAGGGGCAAACUCUUGCCCAUUUCAACUGGUAGCCUAUUGGAAAUGUUCAAGUGCCCAUACAGAUCUAAAAAUUGACUACAAAUAUAAUUCACACGCUAUGAGUUCACCCACUCCUCUAUUAAACGUUACUGUUGCUGUUCCCGUGCUUGGCUUAGUAAAAAAUAUGCAGACAAAGCCUAUAGCGCAAUGGCCUACUGAAAGCAAUAGACUUAUAUGGAAAUUUACGGAACUGUCCCAGCAUUCAGAGAAUCACGGUGUGGGGUCGGUAGCAGCUCGCUACGACUUAGAAAACGGUCCAGGGGCUCCGCAAACUGUUUCGACUCAGUUUAACUGUGAAGGAACGACAUUGUCUGGAAUAGAUUUCCAGUUAGCCGGACCCGGUUACAGAUUGUCUCUAGUUAAAAGGAGAUUCGUUUCCGGGAAGUAUAUUUGUGAUGGUGACCAGAAAUACAGUUCGGGUACUGGGACACCAUCUACAAUUUCAACAGUGUCUUCUGUUGGUGAACCUAACUGCUAGCAUUCCUACAUAUCUUAUGUGCAAUACCCUUAUGUAUCUUAUAUAUUUGUAUGUCAACUAUUUUUAUUUAUGACUAUUUCCAUGUUAUAUAGCCUAUAUAUUAUAUAUAGUUUA